GGAUAAACCAGAUUAACGGCUCUCCGCCUGCCAGGAGUCCACUCGCGGAAACAGGCAAUCGCUUGAAACAAACGCUGGAUGUGGCGCCAACUGUUCCAUCUUUUCUGAACAUCAUAGCCUCGAACAAAACAGGCUGUUUUGUUGUUAUUAUUAUUAUUUGGGCAGCAUUCAUGAAAUAACCUAAAAUUCAUCGGGUGUUAAAGAUGAUUUCGCCGUGGGACCGGUGGUACUCGACGAGCUGCUGCCUUUGCUGCCAUGUACGGACGGGCACCAUUAUUCUGGGAAUAUGGUAUAUGCUUAUAAACGCAGUGGUCCUACUCAUCCUGUUGUCAGCUCUCAAUGACCCAAUACAGUACCGCUACCACCUUACCAGCUCUGAGCUGGGAACUGACAUUGAUGUUAUGGACGAUGCAAAUAUCUGCAUAGCUACUGCAAUAUCCCUACUCAUGAUUCUUAUAUGUGGCAUGGCAACAUACGGUGCUUACAAGCAACAUGCUGCUUGGAUCAUUCCAUUCUUCUGCUACCAAAUCUUCGACUUUGCCCUUAACACACUGGUAGCCAUUAGCGUGGUGGUUUAUCCCAACACAGUGCAGGACUACCUCCAGCAGCUGCCAGGGACAUUCCCUUACAAAGAGGACAUCAUGUCCACCAACAAUAUGUGCCUAGUCUUUGCAGUCCUCCUCUUCAUUGGCUGCAUCCUUUCCUUCAAGGCCUAUCUGAUUGGCUGUGUGUGGAACUGCUACAGAUAUGUGAGUGGCAGGGGCACCACAGAAGUCCUGGUUUAUGUCACUACGAACGACACCACGGUUCUGCUGCCACCAUAUGAGGAGGCUGUCAACAUCCCACCGAAAGAGCCCCCUCCCCAGUACAUGGAGGCAUGAGAUACGCCCUCUAUGAUGGAUUUUAUACCCCAACACCUAAUUUCCCUCCAAACAUUAGGAUUCCAACGCUGGCUGCAGUAUGUCCAAAACAAGGCAAAACAGCAUCUUAGAUGCUGCUUUCAUCUUGGAUCCUUGCCAGCUUUAGAUUAGAUUAAGCUAACUGUGAGGCAGUAUUGCCAUUAACUCUGCCCCCUCUCACUCAUUCACCCACCAGUUGUUGUGACGUAUUGUCUUAUCUCCUGUGUCCUCCUCCAAUGACAGCAUCACCUCCAGCAGCCCUCCUUCUGGGCUGCUGUUGUUCCCUAGAAGCAUCUAAACUUUUGCACGCUCUGACCCAACUUAAUAUGCACUUUUCUUUUUAAUUAAAAGUGCACCUGUUUGGCCACCAACUGUUAACCCCCCAAUACUGUGAAUUACCCUUGUGGUCUUUAUCUAGAAACAAACUACCUGAAGAAGGAAGUAGAGCAUGGUAAAGAAAGCGGCAAUCAUCGGUAAUACAUGAGCACUUUUAUCAGGAUUGACUAAAUUUCUUCAUUGAAUGUAAUGUCUGGGUAUUUUUUGUAUGACUUUUUGUAUAACGAGGAAAAAUGUGAGAAGUGAGAGGCCGUCCUGUUGUGAUAGAAUAUCAUCUUGCUAAUGUCGCUCAUCUUGCUGGAAGGCAAAAAGACAGAGACUCCUUGACCAAUGAAAACUGUCUUCCGUUUGUAUGUUCCAGACUGUAAACCUGUAACUCAUCGACUGCCAGUUAAAAUCCCUCAUUCACCCAUUGAUUUUUGUCACGAUAUUCCAGUUUGCCUUCCUAUCUUUCUCAAGAUCUAAGAUAAUCAUGUGAUCCGUUGAAGCACUCAUCACAAACAUCAACUGCUUACACAUUUACACACUGCAGCUCCACAUCAAGAAAGGCAAUACACAACAAAAACAAAGUGUGUAAAUGUAUAAAAAUGUUGACGCCUUUAUUCCCAUCGAGCUGCAGCUGCAGUAGCAUUGACAGUGUUUUUGUGUUAAAUUUUUUUUUCUUUUUUCCUUUUUUUAAAAUGAGGAUCAUGAUGUAUAAUCGGAUCAUUUUAGUUGAGCUGACUUAGCUGGACUGAGGGCAUUUUCCCAUAAAGACUGCAUGACUGUAUGUUUUUAUAUGUGUGUGUGUGUUUGCCUGUAUGUGGCAUAUCAUGUAACUCUGGUCCUUUAUGUGUAGUUUUAUUUUUCAUAUGUUUUUUGUGCAGGUGACCCUUUUGAGGCAUUGAUUUAGCUCAGCAGAGAAGCACAAAAUCAAUUUGAAGUUUGUUAAACUGUGUAAAAAGCUUGUCCUACACUUUAGCUGUUUAGGCAGUCAGUGGAGCAUUGUGACAGAUAAUUAUGGGGCAAAGGGUAAAAGUACUUAAUCCAGCUAUUCUGUCAGUGUUAAGUCAGUUUCAUUCUAUCUUAAAGACUAUGCAAUAGUGCAUUUACCCACUCAUUAGUCCACACACACCAAUUCCAUUUACUAAUCCCGUAGUUGGUAACGUAGCCAUUUGUUGGCCCCAGCAUCAUUAUCCCUGUGAAUUAUGUCCACUGCUUCUUCAAAAUCCAACAAAGCUCAAAAAUUAAAAUGCACUUUAAAGUCGGCGUGAGCUCACUGAAAACUGAUGUGUAUGUUUUUGUGCACCUUUACUAUGUCAUACAGUAGCUAAGUGGCUCUAAUAUGAACAGCUACCCUUGCCUGAACCAUACAAGCUUCUAAAACAUGAUAUAAAUCAGCAUUUUUAAUUUUUGAAGGCUGCAGAACUGAUGGAUUUCUACUUGGUUAUAGAAUUUUAAAGGCUUGCCCAGUAUCUGGACUAGUGUAUGGCUGACGUUUCCUUUCAUUUACCAAGUCAAGACUGUUCUCUCUCUCUCUCUCUCUUUCCUGUUGUUGGAUCUCCAUGAGCUCAUAUUCAAUGCAGAAUAAUAAAAGGCUAAAUC
This is a messenger RNA of Melanotaenia boesemani (Boeseman's rainbowfish), 2819 nucleotides long. RefSeq names its product lysosomal protein transmembrane 4 beta (gene laptm4b). NCBI's taxonomy places the organism in Eukaryota, Metazoa, Chordata, Actinopteri, Atheriniformes, Melanotaeniidae. The coding region runs from base 204 to 881 and encodes 225 amino acids. The record is from RefSeq and is a predicted model, not a curated record. Gene Ontology annotation, cellular component: lysosomal membrane. The transcript is spliced from 7 exons.